AUGUCGGCGGUCAGUUUGAGACUUCUGGUAGAAAAUGCUGAACAAGUGGUGGUUAUUUGCAACAAAGGAGAGGAAUACCUGACAAAAGGCGACAAUGGCAUCAACCUUCAUAUCAUCCAGAAUGGAAGCGUGGUCAUCGGAAGAGAGGGUCUCAUCGAAGCCGUCGGUCCCGCUGACGCCAUUGCAUCACAGUAUUCCCGCGCUUCCUUCAAACGUGUCAUCGACGCCACGGGAAUGUGCGUCCUACCUGGCUUGGUCGACGCUCACACUCAUCCCAUCUGGGCUGGCGACCGCGUGCACGAGUUUGCCAUGAAGCUGGACGGUGCCAGCUACAUGGACGUGCACCGCGCAGGAGGUGGCAUCCACUUCACGGUGGAGCGCACGCGGGCGGCCAGCGCUGGGGAACUUUUGGAGGCUUUAACCGGCCGUCUGGAGCGUAUGCGACGGGCCGGCACCACUCUGGUGGAGGUGAAGAGCGGCUACGGCCUGGAGCUUCCCACCGAGCUCAAGAUGCUCGAGGUGAUGGAGGAAGCCCGGCGCACGCUGCCCAUCAACAUCUCCCCCACCUACUGCGGCGCGCACGCCGUGCCCAAAGGGAAGACUUUAGAAGAAGCCACGCGUGACAUUGUGGAGGUUCAACUUCCGGCGCUGAAGGAGCACGUGGUGGCCGGGACGCUGCGCGUGGACAACAUCGACGUCUUUUGCGAGCGCGGUGUCUUUGAUGUGCCGUCCACGCGCGCCAUUCUGCGGGCGGGCAAGGACAUGGGCCUGAACGCCAACUUCCAUGGUGACGAGCUCCACCCGAUGAACGCUGCUCAGCUGGGGGCAGAGUUGGGCGCAUUGGCCGUGAGCCACCUAGAGGAAGCCACGGACGAGGGCAUCGCCGCCAUGGCCCGGGCUAAAACAGCCGCUGUCCUGCUGCCCACCACAGCGUACAUUCUUCGGCUCAGCCAACCGCGGGCACGAGCCAUGCUGGACGCGGGCGUCAUCGUGGCCCUGGGCAGUGACUUCAACCCCAACGCGUACUGUUGCUCAAUGCCACUGGUCAUGCACCUGGCCUGCGUCAACAUGCGCAUGUCCAUGCCCGAAGCCUUAGCGGCGGCCACCAUCAACGCCGCCUACGCCCUGGGCCGCUCGCGCACGCACGGUUCGCUGGAGGCGGGAAAGGACGGCGACCUGCUAUUGGUCAAUGCUCCACGGUGGGAGCAUCUGAUCUACCAGCUGGGCGGACACCAGGAACUCAUCCGCUACGUGGUCGUCAAGGGCAACGUGGCGUACGACAACGAGAAGACGUUGCCUUUGUGA
Nerophis lumbriciformis (worm pipefish) is the source of this 1305-nucleotide messenger RNA. The record is from RefSeq and is a predicted model, not a curated record. Lineage: Eukaryota; Metazoa; Chordata; Actinopteri; Syngnathiformes; Syngnathidae.